AUUCGACAAGGAAGUGACAAAGAGUCGCUGCCGCCGCCAUCCCACCACCGGCCUUUCCCUUGUUCAAGACCGAUCUCCUUGCUUGAGCAUCAGAGCUAUUGAAACUCUGAAGCACAAGCCCCUUCCUUGCCUUUCCUCCACCUGAAUGCCCCCUUGGGGACGUGAACUGGACGCUCUCCUUUGGAAAUCACGACGCUGGACUGCAAAAGACUGGGCCUAUCUUCACCACAUCAGCAGGAACGAACUUUGCAUCCGCCGCGUGUUUGAUUCGAUUGAUUAAAGGAAUUUGACGACACCUCCAAGACCAAUACUACUACUACCAACCAUGAACGUUUUCCGAUUUGCUUCCAAAUCUGUGUCUCUGCGGUGUGCGUCCUCGCACAUUGCCAAAUUCUCCACAACGCGACUAACGUUCCCUACUUCGGUGACCCCCAGGUGGUCUGCGACUGCUGCCGCUAUCAAGUCCGUUCCAUCACCGCCACGUCCGCAAUACUUUCCAUCCACCGCACUCCCUGUCGACCCUCAUAGUGGUGACGCCAAGCGAGUGAUUUCCAACGAAGAGCGUAUUGAAAUAACUUGGGCGGACGGACACAUCAGUCCGUUCCACCACAUUUGGCUUCGUGACAACUGCCCAUGCGAGCAAUGUCGCCAUCCCAUCGCCGAAGAGCGCAUGCACGACACUCUCUCCAUCCCCCUUUCAAUCAAGCCGUCCAAAGUUGCCAUCAACGACAAGUACCUAGAAGUCCAUUGGAAUGACCAGUUGAGUCACACUGGCCAACGUCAAGACGUUCACGUGUCGCGGUACCCUCUGUCCUUUUUGCACGAGCACUGCUACAAGCGCCAAUCCCGCCUAGCCAAACCAAAGUACGACGAAACGCUAUGGGACACGGCCGCGAUCAAAACCAACAUGCCUCGCACUUGCUACGACACUAUCAUGCACGCCGACGACCAAGGCCUCUUAGAUUGGCUCGACAUGCUCCAUGCGUACGGGUUUGCCCUCGUGGACGACGUGCCCCCCGACGGCCUCCACGACGUGUCCGAGCGCGUGGGGCCCAUCCGCAACACGUUUUGGGGACCUACGUGGAGCGUCAAGAGCGAGCCCAAGCCCAUGAACUUGUCCAUGACGAGCCAUACGUUGCAUCCCCACACCGACUUUGGGUGGUCGGAAGCGCCGCCGGGACUUCAGUUUCUGCACUGCUUGGCGUUCCAGUCCCCCGACGCGGUCGGUGGCGAGUCCACGCUCGUCGACGGGUACGCCGUGGCCGAGUGGCUGCGGAAUAAACACCCCGAAGCGUUCGACUUGCUCUCGAACGUGUCGAUUCCGCACGUGUUUUCGAGCCAAGACUUGUUCUUUCAGCACAAGGCGCCGAUUUUGUCUGUGGACCCCACAACCAAAGCCGUGCGAGACGUCCGUUUCAACCAGGCGAAUAGGUCGCCGCUCCAUUUGCCCCCGCCCUUGGUGCGUCCAUACUAUGAGGCCCUGCAGCUAUGGACCCAAGCCACGCGGGCCGAGGAGAACCUCGUGCAUUUUCGACUCAAGGAAGGCCAGCUACUCGUGUUUAACAACCGCCGACUCUUGCAUGGACGCCACGGGUACAAUGCCCAGCGUACGUGGCGGCACCUCAAAGGCUGCUACAUGGACUUGGAAGACUACAAGAGUAGGCUGACCAUGCUACGGCGUCGGCACGCCAGUCGCCCCUUUUCAACCGAGCGCUACAUUCGUCCAAGCGGCUACGAUGCAGCGGCGUUGGACCCUGGCUACGACAACUACAACGACCAGUUUGUAACGGACGCCUUGACCAAUGUCCAGCACGUGAUCGCGUCGGGCGAGCGCUACGACGACGGCAGUCGCCUCAAAGAUGUGGCCAAGGCCCGCACGGCUGCGUUUCGCAACCUUGACGAAGGCACGAAAGCGGAUUAUGUGUACCAGUGCUCCCUUUAUGACCACGACAUCAAGGUGAACCUCGUGCCUCGCCUGCAAGGCAUGCUGCGCAAACUCGAAGGCGACCACAUCCGCCUUGGCACGGGGGCGAAAGUGGACUUGUUUGAGCACAGCCUGCAGUGCGCGACGCGGGCGUUUGAGGAUGGUGCGGACGAAGAGAUGGUCGUGUGCGCGCUCUUGCACGACGUGGGGGAGAUGCUGUCCCCGUGCAACCACGGCGAGAUUGCCGGCGCCAUCCUGCGUCCGUACGUGAGUCCAGAGCGGUAUUGGAUGUUGGCCCACCAUGAGAUCUUCCAAGGCUACUACUACUUUCACCAUGUGGGGGGCGACCGCCACCGCCGCGACGCGUACGCGGACCACCCAACGUACCAGCUGACGGUGGAUUUCUGCCACAAGUACGACCAAGCCGCGUUCGAUCCAUCGUACGAGUCGCGUCCGCUGCACUUUUUCGAGCCCAUGAUGCAGAGAGUGCUGGAUCGCAAAGCGUACUGGUUCCAACCCGACCAUCCCAAGACAGGGUGUGUCACUGGCUCGUCGUUGGCGGCGUAGGAGACGAAGCUGGCUGUUCAUUUGAUCAAGCGUAUUCUUUGAGUAUGUUUCGGUUCGCAGGCGAACAAGCAGGAGAGGCGUUGGUGGAUGAGCCAUGCAUCAUAGUUACUGAAGCUGUUGACUACUCCAAAUGCCCAAAUGCCUAUGCAUCCCACUGUCCGAGGAGUUCAUUCGUUCGUGUUGUAUGUUGGAUUAAGAGAGAAGAGCGUCGUUGGCUAGUUGGAAUCGAUUUCAAAGUCCGAGUUUUCUGGCUCCAAGUGGGGAACCCCCGCGCAGUUGCGAGCAUGUGAUUUUGUACUUUUUCGGAUGCUGGAGCUUCCACCGUGAGGUCGCGGUAGUACGC
Molecule: messenger RNA, 2834 nt
Organism: Aphanomyces astaci
Lineage: Eukaryota; Oomycota; Saprolegniomycetes; Saprolegniales; Verrucalvaceae
Exons: 5
Coding region: 326-2491 (721 amino acids)
Biological process (GO): carnitine biosynthetic process
Cellular component (GO): mitochondrion
Molecular function (GO): oxidoreductase activity
Source: RefSeq, a predicted model, not a curated record